Brassica napus (rape) is the source of this 2364-nucleotide messenger RNA. RefSeq names its product zinc finger BED domain-containing protein RICESLEEPER 2-like. The record is from RefSeq and is a predicted model, not a curated record. The transcript is spliced from 3 exons. NCBI's taxonomy places the organism in Eukaryota, Viridiplantae, Streptophyta, Magnoliopsida, Brassicales, Brassicaceae. The coding region runs from base 1 to 2364 and encodes 787 amino acids. Gene Ontology annotation, molecular function: protein dimerization activity; DNA binding.
AUGGAUCCCAAUUUCAAGUUCUUGGAGACUUGUGACUUCGACACUCAACGCCUGAUAGGAGCCCUUAACGCUGCUGAUGAGAAUCGUGAGACUGAGAUAGGCUGUUCUGAUGGAAAGAAGCAACAAGGAAAACGAGUGAUUGAGGUAGCUGAUGAUGAGGUCGAUAGUGAUGUUGAGGAGACUCCUCCUCCAAUCAAUCCCACUCAGCCUUGCAAACAAUUUUCUCUCGGAUCAGGGAGUUUCUCAACUCAAUCCGGGUCGUCUUCAAAGGCGAUGGAAGGGAAAAAAAAACCGGUUGCUGCUACAAUACGUGGAGGGAGGAGGUGUUCCAAGCCGGCUCCAAAACCGGUGCAGCCGCAAAAGAAGAAGAAAAAAGAGGAUGAGGAGAUUAAUGUGGAUGAUGAUGUUGAUGAGGACGAUGAGGAUGCUGCUAUGAAGAGUAGGCAAAGGUCAGAUGUUUGGGUGGAUUUUUGUGUGAUUCGAAAACCCAAUGGCGAGGAGAAAGCCAAAUGCAAUCAUUGCAAGAAUGAGUAUGCUUGGAGCUCUCACGGGCAUGGAACUACGUCCUUGAAAAGACAUCGUGGUAUUUUCAAAAUGUAUAGAAGGUUGAAUGGGAAGAUGAAUGUCAAUGCUGAAGGGAAAUUAGUACCUCGCAAAUAUGACCAUCUUGUGUUUAGGCAGCUGGUCGCUAAGACAAUAGUCCAGCAUGACCUCCCAUUUUCGUAUGUGGAGUAUGAAAAAGUGAGAGACACUUGGAGGUAUUUGAAUGCUGAUGUCCAAACCAUUUGUCGAAACACUGCGAAAGCAGAUGUGUAUCGGUUGUAUGAGAACGAGAGAGAUGCACUGAAGAGGGAAUUAGCGAGUCUUCCUGGAAGAGUUUCCUUGACGUCUGAUUUGUGGUCAUCGCUAAAACGUGAGGGUUAUAUGUGUGUGACGGCUCAUUACAUUGAUCGAAAUUGGAGGUUGAACAGCAAGAUCCUGACGUUUUGUGCUUUAUCACCACCACAUACAGGUAUGAAUGUUUCGAUGCAGCUCCUUGAAUCACUGAAAGAGUGGGGAAUAGAAAAAAAAGUGUUCUCUAUCACAUUGGAUAAUGCUACAAGCAAUGAUUCGAUGCAAGAUAUUGUGAAAUCGCAGCUGAUGUUGAACGAUGACUUGUUGUGUGGCGGAGAGUUUUUCCAUGUCAGAUGUGCAGCUCACAUACUUAACCUCAUAGUGCAAGAUGGUUUGAAGGUUAUUGGAAGUUCUUUGCACAAAGUAAGAGAGAGUAUUAAGUACGUAUUAGCAUCAGAAGCGCGUGAAGUAUUGUUCGAAAAAUGUGUGGUUGCUGCUGGUAUAAAGGAAAAUGCGGGUCUGAUACUGGAUGUGCAGACAAGAUGGAAUUCAACUUUCUAUAUGCUUGAAAGAGCCAUCAAGUUCCGCAAAGCGUUUGUUAAGUUGGAGACAUUUGAUAGGAGAGGUUAUAAAAUGGCGCCUACAGCUGAGGAGUGGACAAGAGCUGAGAAUAUCUGCCGUUUUUUGGGACCAUUCGCUGUGAUUACAAGUUUGAUGUCUGGUUCCAAUUACCCGACUUCGAACUUGUAUUUCUAUCAGGUCUGGUUGAUCCAUGAUUGGCUUAGAAUUAAUGAAGAAAGCGAAGAUGAGGUUGUCAGAGAGAUGGUGCCACCGAUGAAAGAGAAGUUUGAUAAAUAUUGGGAAGAAGUCAGUUGUGUUUUCGCGAUGGCAGUCGUCUUUGAUCCACGUUUUAAGCUUUCUAUUGUGGAUUGUUGCUUAGGGAAGCUCGACAUGAGUACACGUGAUACAAAGUUGAGAAACUUGCGUGAUAAGCUCAGUACUCUGUUUAAGUCUUACGACAAAAAAUCCAAGACUAACUCACCUUCUACAGAGCCACGUGAGACGGUUCCACAAAAUGUUUGUGCUGAAGGGUCAAUGGGUAUGUUUGAGAACUACAAUGAUUUCUUUGCGUUUCGCAAAGUCAGCGGCGCUGUGAGUGGAAAAACACCUCUAGAAGCUUAUCUGGAUGAACCACCCUUGGACUUUAAUAGUUUUCGGAGCAUGGACAUUCUCAAGUGGUGGAAAGAUAAUACUCAUAGGUAUGGCGAUUUGUCAGCAAUGGCUUGUGAUUUACUGAGUAUUCCUAUUACAACAGUGGCUUCAGAGUCUUCCUUUAGCAUUGGAUCGCGAGUCCUUAAUAAAUACAGGAGCCGUCUACUUCCGAAAAAUGUGCAAGCUCUGAUCUGUACUAGGAACUGGCUAAAGGGAUAUGAAGCUUAUGAACAUGAUGAAAUUCUUGAUGAAGAAGAGAACCUACCAUCAUUUGAAUCCAUUGUCAAUGGUGGAGAUGAAGAUGAAGAAGAAGUUUGA